Molecule: messenger RNA, 6206 nt
Organism: Pecten maximus
Lineage: Eukaryota; Metazoa; Mollusca; Bivalvia; Pectinida; Pectinidae
Exons: 5
Coding region: 1-906 (301 amino acids)
Source: RefSeq, a predicted model, not a curated record
AUGAUACAAGGACGAGGAGACCCGUCAUACUCACAGUGGGUGAAGACGUAUUACGUUUCCUUUAGUAUUGACGGUCUUACGUGGACCAGCGUGACGUCACAAAACGAAGAUCCAAAGUUAUUUACCGGGAACAGUAACCGAAACACCGUAGUCAAGUCCAGUCUCGUCCCAAGUAUCACAGCUGUUUACGUCCGUAUCAAUCCCAGGAGCUGGUACAGCUAUAUCAGUCUCCGAUUUGACAUCAGUGGAUGUUACAAUGUUAAGGGAAAAAAUAACCGGUCGGACUUUUACCGAUUGCCAAUGUCACCCUCGGCAGACCUCAAUCAGCACCUUGUGUUCGAGUCACAGUCUCGGUCACUUCCUAACUGCGGUAAAUUGUGCCAUAGAGGAGAAUUGUGUUUUUCCUUCACCUUUGACACAAACCAGAACACUUGUCGGGGCUAUAAAUUAUUAGUCACCAAAACACUCAUGACCUUCUCCACAGAAUCAACGGACUAUUUCGUUAAUGCAGGAUUGUUGACAUCCCUUGGAAUCAAAAUUUUAUCGAACAGAGGCACGUUCUACAAGGUGAUCGAACUUGAAUUGAACCAGACAAGUGCAGCCUAUGUCUGCACCCAACAAAACUCGGGGCUGAUGCGGAUUAAGUCGGAGUCUGAAAUGUUAAGCCUACAGAAUGUCAUUGCCGGAAACACCAUUCUAGCAACAGACCACAUCCAAUUGUUCGUGUCUGGUACGUAUGUGUUGCCAGAAUGGAAGUAUACUGAUGAAUCGGAAGUUAUCGACAGCCUCAUUUGGUCGCCUGGCAACCCUGAUCCAGGUCAAGGUCACUGUGUCAUGAUGACACCAACAGGUCUGAAAAGUGUGGACUGUACAACAAAACUCUUCUCUAUCUGUGAAUUCUUUUGAUAACAAAGAUUUUGGACAAGAUGGGGAAAAAUCCAUAGGAAAAUUCCCUUUAUUUCAGAUCGAGAUUCCCUUGAUACAUGAACCCAACAUAAAAUAUACGUCAUUCUUUUCUCGUAAAUAUCGUUGUACCUUUCUAAUUAAGCAAUUCUUGGUGAAGAUCAUGGCAAAGUGGUAUUUUAAAUGAUGGUAAGCCUAGUACGGAUACUUUUUUAUAUAUCGAAACACAUUAAAAGGGACACCUUUAUAUUUGAAAUUGGUACUAAUGCUAAAUUAGAUGUGAUAAUUACAUUUGAUAUAAAUGUCAAUAUGUUGAAAUUUGAACGCAGUCCUGAUUUUCAAAAUCUGUUGAUAAAAUUUAAUUUGAUAGAUGUGAUAUUAAGCCAACAAAUGUCACCAAAAGAACCCACUUUACUAUAUGUUGUCCUUACUAACAACAAAAAUUUUGUCCAAAAUACUCUUGUUAAUCCGACAAUUUGUAGAGACCACUUAGCAAUUAUAUUCGAUGUAAAAUUUCAUUUUUGAAGUUAUUGAUCAAUAUCACGAAAAACGGAGUGACUUUUGACACAAAAGGCGCGAAUGUUAAUAUAUGCAGGUAGGGCGUAAGAAUUGUACCUGCUGCCCCAUUGCAUGAUCGUAAGAGGCGACUAAAUUUGGGAUCUUAUCUUUUCUCUUCUUUCUUACAAACUUUCUUUUUGUUAAACAUACGUCACAGUGGACAACAACACAGUUUUAUAUAAUUAAAUUUUUGUUUAUUAACAAAAUAACAAAAAAUAAUUCACAAAAUGUCUAUUCUCUUAUACAUCACACUCCACCAUAUACACCCAUAUACAUACCACUUACAUGUGUAUAACAUAUUAUAGAAAACUGUACAGCAGAGAACUGAAGCGGGUGCUAUUACGUCACACAGUAUGACGCAGUAUGACGUAAUAGCACAACAUAAGCGGUUUGCGUUGUCCACGUGACUACUAUUUUGUUAAACAUACGUCACAGUGGACAACAACACAGUUGUAUAUAAUUAAUUUUUUGUUUAUUAACAAAAUAACAAAAAAUAAUUCACAAAAUGCCUAAAUAAUGAGGAUAAAAAAAUAUGUAACUUCCAAAAGUUGGAUAGUUAUAUAGCACAUAAUGAUGUAUAAAAUAACCAGGUUAAUAUACCUGUAGGAAACUAACAUGAAUGAUGAGUUACGUUGACACAUGAUUAGAUUCUAUAUCAAUUUAAAUUGUGAACAAUGGAAAACACAUCAAUAAGAAACGUAUAUACAGGGACAUAUAUGGGUAAGAGUAUACUACUCAUGAGACAAAAUCUUGUCGGAGAACGAGGAGGGAGUUUCUGAAUGAACAUAAUGUGUGAAAAAUACCUCGGAGGAUUUCCACCUACCGACCUUUCUCACAAUUUCAGGGUUAAUGUUAGCAUCGAUAGCCGUUGUAGCUCCUGUGGGGCGGAAGGACUUAGCAGAAUACCCCAGACCCCCAAGAUCUGCUACUACGAUAGCCUGACACAACACGCCAGCUAUAGCGGACGCACUAAGGACUUUAUAGGGUUUCUCUAAUGUCAGGAACACUGCUCCAGUGGGAGUUGUGUAAUAUUCGGUUUUGUCCAGGUAGACUCUCAAACAGGCUACAGGGUCGUUUUGAACAUUCUGGGACUUAGGUAACACAACAGGAAAUCCUGUUCUGGUUAGGUCAUUUUUUAUACCAAAAAAAUGUAAUCCUCACACCGUUGUCGAGGAAAUUUAUCUGAUUUCUGUUGAAAGCCAGAUUAUGAGUAUUGUCUCGACAGUCCGAAGUCUGCGAACUCGCGGAGUGCACACCUUGAGGUGCUAUGUCAGACGGACGCAACAUCAAAGUAAAGCGAGCAAUCAGAUGCACUUAAGUCGGAGAUUGCGCAAGCUGAGCAUCUCGUUGAUAGGCCACGAUUCAAACAAGUCAUGGAAGUUUUUGACAGGCAUAACUUUGGACUUUGUCAUGGGUAUCUUAGUUCCAGAUUUAAUCAAUCCUGUUAUAAGUCUGAAUUUCAACACAGUUCAUUAUGUUAUCUUGGCCUUUGGAAUUAUACAAGUGUCCUAAUGUCGCAGAGACAGUGCGCAAAACAGAACUAGGUCGCUGUGACCCAUUAGCCACUUCGAUGAGUAGGGAGGCAAGGUCAGCCGAGCGUGUCGGAGGGAACGCGAUAUCAUGUUUGGAGCAAAAUAGGUACACCUUUUGUAGCGCGUUAUUGUACGACCUUAAUGUACCCUUAGCCCAUGAAGAAAGGAAUCUUUGUAUACUUUCAGGAGACCAACCCUGUGAUAUUAAAUGUUGUCGCCAGACACCCUCCAGACAUACAUCGUCCAUUUUAGGUUCCGCGAAGGCUCCGGUAGGACACCCAUUGCGCGACAUAUACGUUUGUUUUUCGGUAGUCGUAACGGUGGUUGGAUUGCCAUCGAUUUUAAUAGUGGAAACCAGCUCUGAGCUGGCCACCACGGUGCUAUGACUGUAGCCUUCGCUUUGUGCCUCUGAAUUGUCUUUAAAAUUGCAGGAAUCAGACAAAACGGUGGAUUGACGUUAUUGUUCUCCUGGCCCCAAUUCGAUUGAGCUAGGGCAUCUACUCCCUCGGAGUACGGUUCCCAGUAUCGACUGUUGAACCGGGGUAGUUGUCUGUUUUGGCAACUCGAAGCGAUCCACAGUGUGAGGUCCCCAUAGUUUGUCUAUUUAAUUGAACACGUUGGGAUUCAACAUCCAGUUGUGUUUGUCGAGGGUUCUCGACCAGUAGUCGGCUUGGAUAUUUUUGCGCCCAGCAAUAUGCGCGCACUGAAGAUAAAGACCAUUGUCCGACGCCUCGGCCCAUAUAGCCGUCGCGAGACGAGAGAGAGCACGGACUGGACCUCCUUUGUGAUUGAUAUAGGCCAUAGCCGAAAUAUUGUCCGUCAGAAUUUGCACGUGUUUGUGACGUAACAGCGUGCGGAAAGCAUGAAUUGCCAUUAAUAUGGCCAAUAACUCUCUUUGGUUGGAUGGUAAGUGAGAUACGCGAAGGUUCCAGUCACCCGAUGCGACUUGUCCUUCGUAUACUGCUCCCCAUCCAAGGUGGGAUGCAUCGGUAAUCACCUGUGCCUCUAUUGGACGUGUACAUAAUUCUCUACAAUUCCAGUGGUCAAUAGCGUCAAGCCACCACGUCAACUCUGAAACUACGCCAGGCGACAAGGUUAAGACGUCUGACAAAGAGAGACGAGAAGAUAAUAAACGGUAAACUUCACGUAAGAGUAACUUACCUGGGCUGACGGCCCACACAGUAGAUACGCACAGACCGGCGAUCUUAGCGAGAUGCCGAGCCUUUAUAGUCUGGUUUCGCAGCGCACGUUUGAUACUACGUUUGAUUUUGACUACGCGUGCCUGCUGUACGCGUAUUACUACCUUGUCACCUGAAUGGUCAAUUGUACAACCAAUGAAGUCAACGUUAUGGGACGGGGAUAGUUGAGAUUUUUCGUAAUUCACACGAAAGCCAAGAUCCUCUACAGUAUGAACUAACUGGUCCGCAAAAUCAGUAAUUUGGGCGGGCGGGGCGGACAAUAAAAAAUCAUCAACAUAUACCGUAAUUUCGAUACCUAAGGAUCUAAGGUAGUGAAUAAUGGGCCGAAUUGUCUUACAAAAGUAAUACGGAGAGCAGGACAGUCCGAAUGGUAAUACCUUCCACCUAUAAUAAAUGGAAUUUCACUUGAAGCCUAGAUAAUCCCUAUCACACACAGACACAGGGAUAUGGAAAAAUCCGUCCUUAAUAUCAAUACUCACAAACUUAUCUCCACUAGAUAUGGUUUCUGAAACAAUACGUGUUACGAUAUUUAGGAGUAUUACAAAAAGAAUUGAUGUGCCUCAAAUCUGUUUAUGAGUCUGAGUUUUUUGUUUUUCUUUGGCACACAACCUAGCGGACUGACACAUACAGGUUUAUAAUCGCAUACCUCGAUAUAGUCACUGUCUAGCAACCUUUUAAUUUCGCCAUCAAUAAAUUUACGUUGUAUUGAGGAAACAUAAUGAUUGUCAAUUUCAAACGAGUCUGAGUAUCGAUCAAAGUGUAUAGGAACGCCGUUAAGUAGCCACGAAGUCACUGUAUUAGGUGUACCAAUUCGUUCCCAUGCGUCAAUGUGAUCACGCAGUCUGGAUGCACACAUACUUCACUUUGAGACACAUUGUAUAACAUGAUUCAAAAAGAUACACAGUACAUUGUAUGAUGACCAGAUGUAAACAACUCAAAUAUUUACAGUACUUGCUUUUAACACCUGAAGUCUAGUCAUCUUUAUCCGCAGGAGUGGAAUCGUUGUUGUUGGGUCUUCUAGGGUACGGCCGGUUUCCCAUAGAGUUAUAAACGUCCGGUUUGUGUCUGUAGUCCCCGUUGUUCCUGUUGUAGUUGUUAAACCUGUGGUAGGAAUUCCGGUGUGUAGAGCGACCUUGACCCUGUGACUGACUCUGUGACCGGGUCGGAGCAGGUCUUGCGACUGCAGCUAGCGAUGCUGCGGAUCGUAAAGUCUCAAUUGAGUCACUGUUCAAACCCGACGUGUUACGUUGUAGAGUGCGAAAUAACUUUGACGUGGUAGCGUCUUAAUGACCAUUCACCACAAUGGCAGCGUACUCGUCCUGAAGGUAUUUCAACUGAGCAUGGCUAACAGAAAAUAUUUGGUCCAACUUUGACUGACUGAUUUCAUCACCAGGAGAGAUUGUAGUUAAUAACUUAAUAACAGUUUCGGCAUAACGACCACACUUGGAUAUUACGUUAAAAGCUGGUUGAUCCGAUCGUUGAACUCCUUGACGCGAUUCGUGCAAUUUCAAUUCGGCUGGCAGUUGAAUUUUAGACACACUGUCCUUAAUUGCAUUAAAUUCGCCCUGAAUAUCAACUACUAUGUCUUCUGUCCCGGUGGCACGAUGGGCAUUAUCCCAUAUGGGGCCGGGUAGCGGGCUGCGAAGAUGGGGUGCCUCGUGGUCACCACGUGGGUUUCUGUGUGUAUUGUCCAGAUGGUUGCUUACCGUAUCCAAUACAUCUUCUAACUUCUUUUCCAUAGGUAAACCCGGAUUGAUGGAAAGCAGUGAAGCACUUUUUAGUCUAAUAAUUCCGAAUUCACAAAACGUGUCCUUGCUGGUGGAGUGUACAGCAGAGAACUGCAGAGAACUGAAGCGGGUGCUAUUACGUCACUGAGUAUGACGUAAUAGCACAACAUAAGCUGUUUGCGUUGUCCACGUGACUACUAUCUUCCUAAUGUCUCCCUUGACACUGCCUCACUUUUGGCCUUUAGUUGAGCGUUCGCCCCCAUCAGGAAGGCUUUGGGUUCUGUCCC